Molecule: messenger RNA, 788 nt
Organism: Salvelinus namaycush (lake trout)
Lineage: Eukaryota; Metazoa; Chordata; Actinopteri; Salmoniformes; Salmonidae
Gene: spcs2
Product: signal peptidase complex subunit 2
Exons: 5
Coding region: 50-655 (201 amino acids)
Biological process (GO): protein targeting to ER
Cellular component (GO): membrane; signal peptidase complex
Source: RefSeq, a predicted model, not a curated record
CCAAUCACAUUGUCCCAGGUCACACACAGCAAAUGUACAGGAAGGAAAGAUGGCAGCCAGAAAUGGGAAAAAUGGUCUACUUGAGAAAUGGAGGAUUGAUGAGAAACCUGUGAAGAUUGACAAAUGGGAUGGUGCAGCUGUCAAGAAUUCUCUUGAUGAUGCAGCGAAGAAGGUCCUCUUGGAGAAGUAUGGUUAUGCAGAGAACUUCAAUCUCGUAGAUGGACGUCUCCUUAUUUGCACAAUCUCCUGCCUCUUCGCCAUUGUAGCUUUAAUUUGGGACUUCCUUUAUCCAUUCCCUGAGUCCAAGCCAGUCCUGGCAAUCUGUGUCAUAUCGUAUUUCAUAAUGAUGGGCAUUCUAACCUUAUACACCUCCUACCAAGAAAAGAACAUCUUCCUUGUUUGUGUCCAGAAGGACCCGGCUGGCAUGGACCCUGACCACACUUGGCAGCUUUCAUCUAGUCUGAAAAGGUUUGAUGACCAGUACACACUAAGAGUGUCCUUCACAGAUGGGAAGUCCAAACACACGCGGGUGCAAGAGAUCACGAAGUCUGUGGGGGCUUUCUUUGACGGGAACGGAACGCUGGUCAUGGACCAGUUUGAAAAGUGCGUGUCAAAACUCCAUGAUACCUUGGCCACUGAAAAGAAGACAAAAUAAUAAUGAUCAGACAUAGCCUUCUUUACAAUGCUGCACCACACUGGCAGAAACCGCAGUAGAGCACACUGGUAUUGUACGGUCCUGGGUGCAUUUGAAUGAGUUAUUGGUUGUUAUAAAAGUCUGCACGCCAGCA